Molecule: messenger RNA, 780 nt
Organism: Closterium sp. Naga37s-1
Lineage: Eukaryota; Viridiplantae; Streptophyta; Zygnematophyceae; Desmidiales; Closteriaceae
Source: the annotation of a GenBank genome assembly
AUGCCCUCAUUGGGAAACAACUGGGCUGCAUGGUGUUGGGGGAUGGUGCUGGGAUGCAUGGUGCUGGGAUGCAUGGUGCUGGGAUGCAUGGUGCUGGGAUGCAUGGUGCUGGGAUGCAUGGUGCUGGGCGGCAUGGUGCCGAGCGGCAUGGUGCUGGGCGGGAUGGUGCCGGGCGGCAUAGUGCUGGGCGGCAUGGUGCUGGGCGGCAUAGUGCUGGGCGACAUGGUGCUGGCCGGCAUGGUGCUGGGCACCAUGGUGCUGGGAUGCAUGGCGCUGGCCCCCCCGUCCGUCAGCGCUGAUAGGCCAGAUGACGUUUUUCCUUUUCUCCCUCCAUUCUGUCUCCUUUCCAUACCUUUCCCCUCCCCUUCCCUCUCCUCCUGUGUCCCGUUUCCCUCCCCUUCCCCUGCCCUUUCCCUCCAAUUUCUCUCCCCUUUCCCUUCCCUUUUCCUUCCCUUCCCCUUCCCCACUCCUUCCCCUCCCCUUUCCUCCCCCUCCCCUCCCCUUCCCCUUUCCUCUCUUUCUGAUCCCCCUCCCAUUCCCAAUCCCUUCCCGCUCCUCUUAGAUGGCAAAUACGCAUUGAGGAUGGUGGCCCACGCGUGGUGGGAGUGGAGGAGCUGCUACUCAGCACACCCGAAGAGCCUUGAAGAUAGAGAGCCACUGGAGGGUGUGCUCGUCUGCCUCGCCACGCGUAUCAAGGAAGGAGACCACAAUUCUGCCUACGUUGCUGCAGCAGAGAGAGCCUUGAAGUUAAUCUCGAUCCACGGAGUUGUUCACUUAUAG